AAUAUCUAUAGCAAACGGGUUUUGUGUGGACUCGGCUGAAUAAUCUGUUUAUCCCCUUUCUCUCUCUAGAUUAUCUCCUCACUCGCACCUCACCCCAGCUUCGUUCAAUUCAAUUCCGCAAUUCUGCAAUUCGCAAAACCAGCCUCCAUAGAUAUUUGUCUGACCUGGACACCAUCAUUUCAGAAAAGAAAUACUACUAGUGAAGGAAAAAGGGAAUGCGAAUCUUUUUGAUUCCCUGCCCUGCUGCUACUUACUACUGCUAUUAGCUAAAUUCAACUAAUCAUACUCUGCUUUCUUUCCAUUCCUAACCUUAUAGUUAAUUGGAGGUCAAUGAGAAUUGGAUUGUGGUUGUUUGAAUGUUUUGAGCACCGUUCUGUGCGUGCCUUGCUGUGUUUCCACACCGAUGCUUCCAAAUAGAUAUGGCUUCCGCAUCCUGUAUGUCAGUUCCGGUAGAAUGUGUGAACGUUUGUAAGUUGUGGAAAGGCAGCGAUGUGAGUGGAAGAUAUGAGUGCAGUGUGCUGUCGUGUGCGUGGAAGGCUCCCAGAGCAUUGACUGGUUUCCUUGCCAGUACCGCGCAUCCUUCUCCUCUUCAGCUGUCCACUCCAUAUAGGAGAAGAUAUCGCUUCACAUGUGGAUGUGAUGCCGUGGAUUCUGGAGGUUGGUAUAUUGAUAAAACUUCACCCAUUGCACUUGUGCAAAAGUUGUUACAGUUAAGUCAACCUCAUCUUCAUUGCUGUAAGUGGAAGUUGUAUUGUUCUUCAUCCAUGUGUUCUGAAUCUUCUGAGGAGAUCUCUCCGGGAACUUUGUGGGAGGAACUUAAGCCUACUAUCUCAUAUCUUUCUCAGAGAGAACUUGAACUGGUCCGUAGAGCUCUGGAUCUGGCUUUUGAGGCACAUGAUGGUCAAAGAAGGCGCAGUGGGGAGCCAUUUAUAAUUCACCCAGUUGCGGUUGCACAAAUUCUAGGAGAACUGGAAUUGGACUGGGAGUCAAUUGCUGCUGGUUUAUUACAUGACACCGUCGAAGAUACGAAUGUUGUUACUUUUGAAAGACUAGAGGAGGAGUUUGGUGCUACUGUUCGCCAUAUUGUAGAAGGGGAGACUAAGGUGUCCAAACUUGGAAAGCUCAAGUAUAAGGAUGAAGAUAAUUCUGUACAAGAUGUCAAAGCGGAUGAUCUUAGACAGAUGUUCCUGGCCAUGACUGAGGAGGUUCGAGUUAUUAUAGUCAAAUUAGCAGACAGGUUACACAAUAUGCGUACUCUUUCGCAUAUGCCUCCACAUAAGCAGUCCAGUAUUGCCGUGGAGACACUGCAAGUGUUUGCCCCACUGUGGGAUUCCUUGCAAGAUUCCUGCAAAAUCCCCAGGCUUAUCUGA
This is a messenger RNA of Coffea arabica (coffee), 1370 nucleotides long. Lineage: Eukaryota; Viridiplantae; Streptophyta; Magnoliopsida; Gentianales; Rubiaceae. The record is from RefSeq and is a predicted model, not a curated record.